Mangifera indica (mango) is the source of this 2136-nucleotide messenger RNA. RefSeq names its product DNA polymerase alpha subunit B. The record is from RefSeq and is a predicted model, not a curated record. Bases 84 to 1946 code for a protein of 620 amino acids. Gene Ontology annotation, molecular function: DNA binding. NCBI's taxonomy places the organism in Eukaryota, Viridiplantae, Streptophyta, Magnoliopsida, Sapindales, Anacardiaceae. Gene Ontology annotation, cellular component: alpha DNA polymerase:primase complex. Gene Ontology annotation, biological process: DNA replication initiation; DNA replication. The transcript is spliced from 16 exons.
AUCUUCCCGCCAUCUCUGGGUGGAGUUCUCAAGUUGAAGAUAGAGAAACCCUAGAGUGAGAGAGAUGGCGUUACUGUAGCGACAUGGAGGACGAAAUCAAAGCAGAAUUCCAAAGGAACAAUUUCGAUUUCGAAGAGGAGGAAGAAGUCCUCAAGAAAUGCCUUACUUUCUGUGUAAAUUACGGCUUAAAGCCCUCUGAUCUCGUCUCAAGCUGGGAGGUUUAUUAUCUUAACCGGCAAUUGGAUGGAUCCACGGUUAAUAAUGCUGAAAUGGAUGGUUUCAUGCUGCAUUUGCAAAAUGAGCAGAAAGAAGCUGUCAUUAAAGAGGAACCCAGUUUGCAUAUCUACUCAAGUAAAGAUGUGGACAUGAUUUUGAAUGAUGACGAUGAGCAUAUAACAGAAGAUAUUUUGGGAACUCCUACAGAAAAGUCUUACAAGUUCUAUUCAGAACCAUUAGAUUCAACACAUAAAGCUAAUGGGAGAGGUUAUUCUUCUGGGAAACCGUCAAAACAUGUGACACCCUUUGGGCAACGGACAGAUAAAUUUGUGGUUAAAUUCAACAUCAAUAAUCUGCCCGAUACAGAGAAUAGAAGUAUUGAAAAUGAUCAUGAGAACACUGAGGAUGACAUCAUUAAAAGGGUUCGACCCCACAAGCAAUGUUCCUUGAUCAUUCAAGGAUCAGGACCAGAACCAGGCUGCAGGUUCAUGUAUGAUAGAAUUGAAGACAGGUUUAAUGCUCUUGAAAAUCGCAUUAGAAAGCAUUCAAAUGCACUUGUUGCCUCUGGCUUGUAUGAGGAACCAACAGACCCAACAGUUGCUUCACAGAGAGGAGUAUUUGCUGUUGGAAUGAUCUGUUGUGAUGGGGAGGGUCAGUUGAAUGACAAGUCCGUCUUGCUACAAAGCAGUGUUGAACACUCUGGAGGACAGCGCAUUCGUCUAGACUUACAUAAAUUGGGUCAGUUUUCCCUCUUCCCUGGCCAGGUUGUAGGCGUUGAGGGGCAUAACCCAAGUGGACACUGUUUUAUUGCAUCCAAACUGGUAGAUUCUAUUCCUUUUCCUGCUGCUGUGGAUGUCAGUUUGCAUCCAGCAAAGAAGCAAGCUUUAGAUGAGGAGAUACAAUCAACUGAUUUGACCUUGGAGGCGAAAGAAAUAUCAAUGAUCAUUGCAUCAGGCCCUUUUACCACAACAGACAACCUUUUUUUCGAACCUCUGAAGGAACUGCUGGCAUAUGCAAGAAGAAAGCAACCACAGCUGCUUAUGCUGUUGGGCCCAUUUGUUGAUGCUGAGCAUUCACACAUUAAGAAAGGAACUAUAGACACGAGCUAUGAUGAAGUAUUUCACCUGGAAAUUCUCAGAAGGUUGCAAGAUUAUGUGGAGUAUAUGGGUUCUGAAGUACGCGUAAUUCUUGUGCCAUCUAUUCGGGAUUCUAAUCAUGACUUCGUUUUCCCUCAGCCUGCUUUUGAUAUUCAUCCACCUGAUCUCAAAUAUCAGAUAACCAGUAUUACAAAUCCAGGAAUGUUCGAAGCAAAUCAGGUCAAAGUAGGUUGUUGUACUGUGGAUAUCCUUAAACAGCUUAGUGGAGAGGAGAUGUCCAGAAUUCCCAAAGAUGGAACAAAUAGUGAUCGAAUGAGUAGGCUGGCAAACCAUGUUCUUAACCAGCGAAGCUUUUAUCCUUUAUAUCCACCGGCAGAAGGCAUUCCAUUGGAUUUUUCACUUGCUCCUGAAGCUCUUAAUGUCACUUCAAUUCCAGAAAUUAUUAUUCUACCUUCAGACAUGAAAUACUUUGUUAAGGUGUUGUCCCUUGGAGGAAAUGAAGGGGAAGAGCAAAAGAAGUGCAUCUGCAUAAAUCCAGGAAGACUGGCCAAGGGAGAAGGUGGAGGUACCUUUGCAGAGCUUAACUACCAUGGAAGUCCUGACAUGAUGAAUGCUUCAAUUAUUGGCAUAUAAUUAAUUGGCCCUAUUUCAAUACAUGCUUCUAUGUUUCAAACAAGGGUGGUGUGGGGCGUGCAGGUAGAAAUACACCAAACCAAACCAGAAUAUUGCCACAUUUUAAUCAUGAGAGGGGGACCUGUACUCAUGCUUCUGCUAACAUUUGAUUGAUUAUAAAUUAUACAGCAUAUUAUAAUUAUUUGAGCUA